Molecule: messenger RNA, 549 nt
Organism: Hydra vulgaris (swiftwater hydra)
Lineage: Eukaryota; Metazoa; Cnidaria; Hydrozoa; Anthoathecata; Hydridae
Source: RefSeq, a predicted model, not a curated record
AUGUUACCACGCAUGGAGGAAAGUAAGUGGUAUCAGCUCUUGAUAUUUUUUGUUGAGUAUUCAGCAGUACUUGAAGAUCCAAUUCCAGAUGAGGAUCAGAUGAAUUUUGAUCCUGAUAACCUUUGGGGAAUAUCUGUUCCAGCUGUAUGCGCUUUAAUGACAUCGAAAUCCGAGACUCUAUACAAGCUUGUUUUUUCCAAAAUAAAAGAAGUUUUAGAUUUCUCUCCAGCCACCAUUAUGUCAGAUUUUGAACGAGGACUACAGAAUGCUUUAAAAACAACUUGGAGUGAAAGCUUGGUGAAUGGUUGCAGUGGUUUGGAUGAAAACUCAAUGAAAGAGGAUGGUGAGAGUCUUCCUUUGCCAACUUCUACUUCAACAGAGUCACCGAAAUGCGUUGUUUGUACCGUCAAUGAACGAAAUGCAUUAGUAAUGCCUUGCAGACAUUUUUUGUUUUGUCAACCCUGCAUUCAACAAGUCCAAAAAAGCAACAAAACUCAUUGUCCCACUUGCCGAGGACCAUUAUCAUCUAUAAUUGAACCUUUUCAAUGA